Messenger RNA from Argiope bruennichi, 2607 nucleotides. Its product is annotated as facilitated trehalose transporter Tret1-2 homolog. Lineage: Eukaryota; Metazoa; Arthropoda; Arachnida; Araneae; Araneidae. Gene Ontology annotation, cellular component: membrane. Gene Ontology annotation, molecular function: sugar transmembrane transporter activity. The transcript is spliced from 2 exons. Gene Ontology annotation, biological process: transmembrane transport; carbohydrate transport. The record is from RefSeq and is a predicted model, not a curated record. Bases 350 to 2014 code for a protein of 554 amino acids.
UUAACGAAGACUCUUAACGAACGUCUUUUCAUAUUGUUCCAAAAUCAAGUUCUGCUUCAAAAAUCAUUUAACCAAGUUGCUGAGUGUUUAAUUUUCGGCGCGAUUUUUAUGAACUAGAAAACGAAUUCUUUAUGAAGGCUUUUUCAUAUUGUUCAAAUAUUAUUCCUGUUUCGAAAAUUAAUUCGCUGAGUUGCUGAGUGUUCAGUUUUCAGCGCUAUUUUCCCAAAAUUAUUCCUGCUUCGAAAAUUAUUUCCUUGAGUUGCUGAGUUUUCAGUUUCCAGCGCGAUUUUUUUAUAAACUAUAUGAAGGAGCAAAAAAUAAGUCACUAAAAUCAAUUUCAACUUUUAGGAUGGAAGAUUUGCAUCGUGACGUAAAGAAGCUGAGAAGUAGUUCAGCUGCAAGUUCCACUAGCUCCGUGACUGAAUACGUGAAUGAAGUUUUCACGGAGUCAGAACUUGAACUGAGUAGAGGUGUGAGCAUUCAAGUGACAGAUGACACCCAGUGGAUAAAAAACCCUUUAAGUGAUGUCCGAAAUGACAGCACGCAGAGUAAAGGUAUGGAAAAUGUGGUCGGUUUUUCGCACGACAGCGAAGAAUCGGAUGAUGGCGACAAGAGUUUCUUGACGAGCAUUAAAAACAUUCGAAAGAUGUUUGUAGCAGCUUUAAUCGUUCUUCUGUUUGCAAUUAACAUGGGAAUAACUGCAACUUAUUCGGCCACUGCUACAACUGACAUGGAAAAACCCUCGAGUCCUAUUCAUCCAGAUGGAGACCAAGUAACAUGGAUUGGAAGCUUGAUGGCAAUCGGAGCAUUGAUUGGAGGUACAGCAGGAGGUUAUUUAACUAACAGUCUAGGACGAAAAGGAACUCUCGUACUUAACACAGCCCCUUUCGUUAUUGGCUGGUUAUGUGUUGCUUAUGCAAAAACGAUUGGAAUGAUCUACGCAGGACGUGUGAUCACUGGAUUUUGUUCUGGUAUCGUUUCAGUUGCCACUCCAAUGUAUUUGGUGGAGAUUUCUACACCAGAAGUUCGAGGACUUUUGGGAGCUUCGUUCCAAUUAUUUGUGGUCAUAGGAGUGCUCAUCGUAUCUAUUCUUGGUUCGCAACAGAGCUGGCAAUAUCUGGCCAUUUCCGGCGCUUCGGCAAGUUUGAUUGCGGCAUUUUUGAUGAUACCAAUGCCAGAAUCUCCAAAAUGGUUGAUGGGUCAAAAAAGACGAGGUGAGGCUAAAAAUGCUAUAAUAUUUCUACAAGGAAAAUCUCACGAUGCUGAAGACGAAUGCGUGAAAAUGGAAGACGAAAUACAAUCUCAACCUAAAGGAAAUGUUCAACUAAGCGAAUUUAAAUCUCCAACGCUUUACAAGCCAUUUAUAUUAUCAAUUGCACUCAUGUUUUUCCAGCAAUUCAGUGGCGUCAAUGCAAUUUUAUUUUACACAGCAAACAUAUUUAAAUCAGCUGGUAGUAGUGUAAACCCUAUAACAGCAACAAUUUAUGUCAACAUAAUUCAAGUUAUUGCAACUUUAAUCAGCAGUAUCCUUAUGGAUAAAGCUGGAAGAAAAGCAUUGCUUCUGUUUUCUGGUAUUUGUAUGGCUGUUAGUUUCAUUGUUUUAGGAGGCUUUGAUCUUGCUCGAACAAAUAAUCCAGCAGUUGCAGAUAAAUACGGAUGGUUGCCUUUAGUUUGUCUUAUGUCCUUCAUUGCUGCCUUCUCGCUGGGUUUUGGGCCUACACCAUGGCUAAUGGUGGCAGAAAUGACACCAAUACGUUUCAGAGGUAUUGUCAGUGGCAUCGCAACGGCACUUAAUUGGACAUUUGCAUUCAUUGUUACUAAAACUUUCAAAAUGGAAGAAGCGUCCAUGCAUGGUUACGGAGUAUAUUGGAUGUAUGCAUCGCUUCACCUAGCUAGUCUUGUUGUAACUUUCUUGUACCUUCCAGAGACCAAAGGAAAAAGCAUAGAAGAAAUACAAGAAUUUUUCGAAGGCAAGAAAUCUCGAAGCUUUUCAGGACAAAAAGAAAGCCUUUAAAAACGCUUGGUAUCAUGUUUCUUUAUCGAGAAGUAAAUUUGUGCUUUAAAAAGGUCCAAAUCCAUAAGCAUUUGAAUGCAUUAUCAGUGGUUUAAUAUAGAUUUUAUUUUGACCGUGUUAGCAAUUAGUCGUGCUGUUAAAAUGUUGUAUUAAUUCGCCAGAAUAAGGUGAAAUAAAUUAUAUUGGUAAAAUCACAUCGUUGAACUACUGGUGAAUUCAGUAAAUCAAGCAUCUUUGUAUUUCUCUUGUAGUAUUUUUUUACUCAUCAAUGUUUUUUAAUAACUAAAAUAUGCCAUGUUCAUGCAUACCUUAAAAAACAUUACGCAUACUUUACUUAUUAAUAAUAUUUUCGUAUUUUCUGUAUUUCUACAUAGAUAUUUUAUUUUAUUUGUUAUAAACUUCAAUGCACAUAUGCAUGUAAAAACAAAUAUUAGUUCGUUCUGUUAUAUUAAACAAAUAUUAGUUGUUUCUAUUGUAUUAGUUAUAAUGAUUGUUUUUAUAGCUUUUUAAUAUAACUUUUAUAUUUAUUCACCUAUAAAAAUUCAACAUUUUAUAAGUUGAUAAGAAUGGUCUAAAAAUUUUAAUUGUUCAUU